CAGUUUGUUGAAAAAAUUAAGCAUUAAAAGUGUCAGCACAUAUUGGAUUGGACCGUUAGUAGCAUUUUAGGUGUUAAAUUAAGAGGAAGCAGCAUUCGAUUGAUUAUUAUAUGUGCAUCAUGUCGAAGACGAGGUCGUUGUUCACGUGGAUGGUGUGUCUAUUGGUUGUAACAUACCAAGCACAAGCAUUACCGCAAGAAGUCCAAUGUACAAUUACCGUUGCUGAGCCGACAACUUGUUACAUUGCAACACCAAUCUAUUUACUGCCCGGUUACACGUUGAGCAUCGUCAAUAGCAGUGAAUUGGUGAAUGUAACACGUUUUGAAUUGAGAGCAAUGACCAAUUUGGAUCACAUUCCGCCGAUUAUUUGGGCCGUUUUUCCGAAUUUACAGGAAAUCGUGAUGGCUAAUUAUGCAUCAGUGGCUACGUUAACAGCCACCGAUUUGUUGUACGCAUCAAAUCUAAAGCUGCUCAAUUUAAAAGGAAAUAAACUAACAACAAUCCCUUAUUCGGCAUUUGCAUUGGCCAAAUCACUUGAAGAGUUAGAUUUAUCCGGAAAUCUCAUUGCCACCAUUGAUAGUAUGGCAUUCAAUGGUUUGAGUAAUUUGAAACGGCUCGAUUUGUCGUUCAAUCGUUUGGCUUUGAUCGAUGCAUUCACAUUUUAUGGUUUACCGAAUUUGUUGAUGCUCGAUUUGAAUCACAACAAAAUCAAAACGAUUGGCGAUGGUACAUUCAAUUUGCCAAAACUUCAAAUUUUAAACUGUAAUUAUAACGAUGUAAAAUUGCUCCCAGACCAUUUAUUCGGCCUACUCCCAAAACAAUCACCGCCAUUGACCUAUGUUGAUUUCGGUGAAAAUAAACUAACUCACAUCGGUGCAUCGUUGUAUUCUUUAAACGAAUUGAAAUUUCUGAAUUUAACAUCAAAUAAAAAAAUCGACGACAUCAAUUUGGAAGCGUUGGCACAAUUACCGAAGCUUGAAAUAUUGUUGCUAACGAAUAGCGGUUUCAAAUUUCCAACACCGAUUUCAGCAUUAACUGUUACACCGCCCGAAGCCGCUGCCAGUAUACCAAUGCCAACAUCAAAUUCACCAUUGCGAGAACUCUAUAUCGGUAAAAAUAAACUCGCCAAUCCAGAUGUACUUCGACAACUAGCAUACUUUCGUCAAUUGGAAGUGCUAAGUUUGGAGGAGAAUCAAUUCACCAUUAUCGAAUAUAUUAAUUCAUUGCCCACUUGGUUCCCAAAUUUGCGUACCAUCUAUCUUGGUGAAAAUAAACUGAACUGUGCCUGGCUCAACGAUUCAAUUCCAGUAUUCCAGGCAGCCAAUAUACAAGUUUAUUCCAUCAAGAAAGUUAAAACUUGGUACGGAACCAGUUAUCAACAAAAACUGAUCGAUAUGGAUGAUUGCGUCGAUCUCGCAAAAAUUUUCAGCACUAUUUUAUCGUGGUUGAAUAAAUUCAGUGUAGCAGCAAAUUAAUAUCAAGAGAGAAAUAUCCAAUAAAAUUUGCAAUUCAAUGCAUAGUAACCAAUAUA
Messenger RNA from Contarinia nasturtii (swede midge), 1531 nucleotides. Its product is annotated as leucine-rich repeats and immunoglobulin-like domains protein 1. The transcript is spliced from 2 exons. Bases 111 to 1475 code for a protein of 454 amino acids. The record is from RefSeq and is a predicted model, not a curated record. Lineage: Eukaryota; Metazoa; Arthropoda; Insecta; Diptera; Cecidomyiidae. Gene Ontology annotation, molecular function: protein binding.